Messenger RNA from Malus domestica (apple), 3751 nucleotides. Its product is annotated as disease resistance protein At4g27190-like. NCBI's taxonomy places the organism in Eukaryota, Viridiplantae, Streptophyta, Magnoliopsida, Rosales, Rosaceae. Gene Ontology annotation, molecular function: protein binding; ADP binding. The record is from RefSeq and is a predicted model, not a curated record.
UAGGGUCGCCGUUUGGCAGAGAAUUAAAAUUUGUUUUUGAAAGCAGAGAAGUCUAUGCAUAAACCUCUACAGAGAGAGUCCAUCUACAGCUCUUAUGAGUGAAUAGCUGUGCUAACACCCCACCCAACUGCAACCUAAUCGAAGUUGAACUGGACGGCCAAGGCGGCAGAGUCGAGUUGGUGAAUGAAAGCUCAGAUCAUCAAGUUGUCUGUUAUCAGACAUCUGAAGAACCAAGUCUAACCAUCCUCUCAUAGUCAUUGACAUUCGUCCAACGCACAAAAAUAACGUUCUCAAAGUCUCUAGCAGUUGAAGCUAAGGAAGAUCCAGAAGGACAGGCAUGGAAAUUGUUAGUUUCGUAGUACAAGUUGGUGAGUGGUUAUGGACUCCAGUGAAGCAUCAUGUGGGUUACUUGGUGCAUUACAAGAGCCACAUGCAGUCUCUUGAAGUUCUGGUCGAAAAGCUAGAGGCCAGGCAGAAUGAUUACCAGCGAGACGUGGAUGCGGCACUAAUGAAAGGAGACGAAGUUAAAUCCGAGGUUCAAAAAUGGCUCAAGGAUGCUGACAAGGCCAUAAUCGAUGCGAAAAGACUAAAUAAAGAAGCCGGAGAAGACAAAACAUGCCUCGGCGGCUGCUGUCCGAAUUUGAAAUGGCGUUACAGUUUAAGCAAGAGGGCCGUUAAGGAGGCAGAAGAAAUGAACAAUCUUAAAGAAGAGAAAAGGUUUGAAACAGUUUCGCUUCAAGUUCACCGACCCGUUGAGUUCGAGUCCACCAUGUCAACAGGAGAUUUCGAAGCAUUUGAAGCAACAAGGGAGGCCAUGGAUGGGGUCAUGAAGGCACUGAAAGACGAUAACGUCACUGUCAUUGCGGUCUAUGGAAUGGGAGGCAUAGGCAAGACGACCAUGGUGAAACAUGUUGGCGUGCAAGCGCGUAAAGGCAAGCUCUUUGAUCAUGUGAUUAUGGCUGUCGUUUCCCAAAACCCGAACCUGGUAAAGAUUCAAAAACAGCUUGCAGAAAUGCUGGCCUUGAAUUUGAGUGAGCAGACAGAAAUAGCCAGAGCAGGUAGAUUAAAGGAGAGAAUAAUGAGAGGGAAAAAGAUCCUGAUAAUUUUGGACGACAUUUGGAAGACAAUAGAUUUGUCUCUCAUAGGGAUCCCCGAUCACUACGAGCUCCAAAACUGCAAUUCCAAAGUUCUACUCACCACAAGGAUAUGGAAUGUAUGUCAUGCCAUGAAGAGCCAAGAAAAGAUUCAUCUCGAUAUCCUAUCAGAAGAAGAUUCUUGGGCCUUGUUUGUGAAGAAGGCAAACAGGUCUUUUGAAUCAACCAAUUUAUGUGACAUAGCAAGGAAGGUAGCCAGAGAAUGUGGUGGUCUCCCAAUUGCUUUGAUUGCAGUUGCAAGAGCACUCGGAGAUAAGGACUUGGAAGAAUGGAGAGAAGCAGCUCGACGACUAGAGAUGUCCCAAACUACCAACCUUGAUGACGAGGAGGAUGUGUUCAGAUGUAUAAAGCUGAGCUACGAUUACUUGAAAGGAAAUGACGCCAAGUCAUUUUUCUUACUUUGCUGCUUAUUCCCGGAGGACUCUGAUAUCCAAAUCGAAGACUUGCUGAAGUAUGGUUUUGGGAAAGGAUUGUUUCGAGAUGCCAAUUCAAUGCAAGAUGCCAGAAGCACAGCACAUUUAGUGGCCAAGUACCUUAAAGCUUGUAGCUUGGUUUUGGAUGGUGAACAAGAUGGAUGUGUAAGAAUGCAUGAUGUGAUUCGGGACAUGGCAAUACGAAUUGCAUCAUCUGGGGAUGGCCAAGGAUUUUUCGUAAAAGCUGGCUGCAACUUAAAGGAUUGGCCAACGAAUUCACUUGAAGACUACUCUGCAAUCUCCCUAAUGGGGAAUGAAAUUUGCAAUCUUCCUGACGAGUUGGUAUGUCCAAAACUCCAGAUUUUACUACAGUCAAAUUUUGAAGUACAGGAGAUCCCAGAAGAUUUUUUCAAAAGCCCAAAUGCAUUAAGGGUAUUCGACAUAAGUAGUACCGAAAUUUCUUCAUUACCAUCAUCAUUUAAUCUCUUAACCAAGCUCCAAACGCUGCAUCUAGAUCGUUGUCAGUCAAUAACGGAUGUAUCAAUUCUCGGAGAACUGAAAAAACUGGAGGUUCUUAGUUUGAGAGAAUCUGGUAUUGAGGAAUUGCCGGAAGAAAUUGGACAUUUGACCAAUUUAAGGAUGUUGGAUCUCACUAUGAGUACCUACAUUGCAACAAUUCCAUCCAAUGUGAUAUCACGGUUGUCCAAAUUAGAAGAACUAUACAUGCAACAGAGUUUCGCUGACUGGGGCAAGAAAGUUGAAGGAGAAGAUGACAAAACUAAUGCUAGUUUUGAUGAGCUAAUUAGCUUGUGUUACUUAAAGAUUUUGAAGGUUGACAUUUCUGAUGUAGAAUGCCUUCCGAAAAAUGUAGGGUUUCUUCGAAAUUGGGGAAAUUUUGAUAUAUGUAUAGCAGAAAACCAAUUUUAUCGGUCCAUGAAUGUGCAAUUAUCAAAGAAUACCAGUUCUCCAUUUUCAAGAGCCUUGCUUCUGGACACAACAAUCAAUACGCUGCCGGAUUGGUUUAACAGCACAGUGACGGAGAGAGUGGAGAAAAUAAUCUACAUGGAGCCUAGAAGUUUAACUGACAUUCUUGUGGAGUACAAUCAUGGGAAGUUGCACGGACUCAAGUUUUUGCAUCUCCAAGAGUGCCGUGAGAUGGUAACUUUGAUGAACACAGAAACUAGGGUUCUAAAUAAGCCUGUGCUCGAGAGCUUGGAAGAGUUGCAUGUCUUCUACUGGGACCGCUUGCAAGAGUUAUGUGUUGGUGAAUUACCGCAGGGGUCGCUUGGAAAUCUCAAGUUAUUGGAGGUGGAGCAGUGUGAAGGUGUGGCUGAUGCGCUUGUUCCAUCUAAUCUGUUGCAGAGACUACAAAAUCUUGAAGUACUAAUUGUAUGUACCGCUGGUAUGGUUGAUAUAUUCAAAUCUCUAGGGCUUGAACAAGGAGAAACGGUCUUGACAAAAUUGAGAGAGAUGAAACUGGAGAAUCUACCGGAACUGACAAACAUAUUGAACGGUCCUGCUCAGCCUGCAAUGUUCCAUAACCUUAAAACUCUGGCGAUUUCCAAGAGCAAGAAAUUGAAAACUCUCUUCACAUUCGACGUAGCUCAAUGUCUGCUGCAAUUGGAAGAGCUUUGGGUGGAGGAAUGCCAUAACUUGGACAAACUUUUCGGCCUAAACGAGGGAUUAAUUGUGCAGGAUGACGAGAUCAUUUUUCCACAACUGAAGAACUUAGCAUUGCAAAGUCUUUCAAAGCUGACAAGCGUACUCGCUGGAAGUGCAACACUUGUGUGCCCUUCAUUGGAAUACUUGCAUGUGCUGGACUGCCCCGUGUUUUUAAACUCUACUUCUGACUUCCACAGCAAUAUGCAAGUCCAAGUAAACAAUGAGCAACAUUUCCUCCUCCUAAGGAAAAGGUUGUGGGAGCAGAGGUAAUUAAUUUUCCUGGAAGAAGAAGCUGAUGAACAAAGAAGCAAGAGGAAUUUCUCAAGGUCCACAAGAAGAAUAAUAUUCCUCACAUAUUUUCCUAUAUUUUUUUAAUAGUACUCCAUUUUCGUUUCUACUCAAAUAGAAAAUAUUUUCUUUUGUACCUAAAAUACAUUUAAGUUUUAUAUUUUUGGUUGUUGGGAGAUUAAUGUUUCUAGGUUUUUUUCUGCCUACCCUUCCAUCCAUGGAUGGAGCCAGAAA